CUCCUGAACAACUAUGUAGGUGUAGACCAGAGGAUACUGCAUGGCUAUGCUGUGGUAGCCCUUUUAGUCCAGUCACCUCACCAAGUAUGGAUCCAGCAAAAAGAGCCCGAGACCAUCAAGUCGGUAUACACUUUGGAUUGGACAAACCAGCAGCAGCAGUGGCUCCUCCCCAACAAAGAGAGUCCAGCCUCUGCAUCCAAACUCACCUGUGACUCUGGUCCAGCAACAACUCGCACCAUCAGGGUUGAAACUUGACUGAGCAGCGCAAGAGAAGACCAACUGAAGAACUGAGUUUCAUUGGACACCAUGGCCUCCACUCUCUCUGUGCGCAGCUUCUCAGUACGCCAGCCCUCCUUCUCCAGCAUAUCUGUGAGGGACAGUGGACGCAGCAUUCGCUCCAAACCUCCCCACUCCUCCCUGUCCUCUGUCAGCAACUUGUCCCUGUCCCGCUCCGUGUCAGUGGGCAACGGCCUCAACAUGCUUGGCUCCAGCCUCUCCUUCAACGGCCUCACGGUCGGCGCCAGCGAGAAGGAGACCAUGCAGGGCCUGAAUGACCGGCUGGCCAACUACCUGGACAAGGUGCGCUCGCUGGAGAGGUCCAACACUGAGCUGGAGGUGAAGAUCAAGCAGCUUAUGCUGGAGAGGGCUCCAAAAGGGCAUGACAUCGAUGCGAUGAUGGCUCAGGCACACGCCAUCGGGCAGGAGGUGAGAAAGAAGACGCUGGAGAACGCCCGCAUCAUGCUGGAGAUUGAUAAUGCCAAGCUGGCGGCUGAUGACUUCAGGGUCAAAUGGGAGGCAGAGGCCACCUUGUGCCAGUCGGUAGAAAGAGACUGUCAGGCUCUGAGGAGAGCAAAGUCUGACCACGACCAGAUCAUUGCCACUCUCCGAGGAGACCUGGACAGCCUGAAGGAGGAGCUCUACUUCCUCAAGAAGAAUCACGACGAGGAGAUGAACUCUCUGAAGGGGCGUCUGGCCAAUGAGCAGGUAAACGUGGAGGUGGAUGCAGCUCAGGGUCCUGAUCUGGGGGCCAUCAUGGCUGAGCUGAGGGUCCAGUAUGAAGGCAUCGCUCGCAAGAACAAGGAAGAGGCCGAGGCCUGGUACCUCAAGAAGCUGGAGGCAGUGCAGUCGGAGGUCAAGGAGAGCAACGAGGCGUUGCGCUGUGCCCAAAGUGAGCUCAGUGAGAGACGACGUUUCCUGCAGGCUCUGGAGGUCGAGCUCGACAGUCUUCGCAAGCAGGUGGGUGUGUUGGAGGGAAACCUGGGUGAAACUGGACAUAAGUACUCUGUUGAGAUGGACCGUCUUCAGGCUGCGCUGACCCAGCUGGAGGAUGAACUGUCUCAGCUGCGUUUGGAUAUGCAACGCAACAAGACCGACUACGAACAGCUGCUGCGCAUCAAACAGAACCUGGAGAUGGAGAUCGCCACCUACAGGAGGCUGCUGGAAGGAGAAGAAAUGGUGAAAGAAACACCUCCACCUCCUAAAAAAGACCCUGAUGUGCGGACCAGGAAGAUUGUAAAAGUCGUCACCCAGACGAUGAUCAACGGCAAAGUAGUGGAUGAGUCCAGCGAGGUGGAGCAGAUUGAGGAGCGUAAAAAAUGAGCCCAAAUAUCCGCAGAGUCGUCACUUCUGAAACCCAAAGCUUCUUGUUUUAUGUCUUCGUUAUUUUGUUUCUGUGUUUUAAAGCCUCAAGUUUGCCAAAAAUCUACUGAACUGGAAUUUAAGUUCAACCUUUUCAGUAACAUCAUCGGUUUUUCCCUGACAGAAGAAACUCAUCAGCAUAAUAUAAUAAUAUAAAUGCUUUAAUAGUCUUUUUCAUAACGAAUAUCAAAAUAAACACCUGUCAGAUUGUGCUGGGACUUGGAAAUGUGUCGUUCUGUGGAAUGAAUAGCAGCGUCAUUUGAUUUCAUUUGAAAAUCAAAAGGUCCACUUACUAGCCUUUUCCACAGCUUUCAACCAAAUCUCACAAUCUCCUCAGAGGACAGAGUUUGCCCAGUUGACAUCAAAACAUGAAAUGUUUGGGAGACGCUAGUAAGCAGGUCUGAUGUUAAAAAAUUUUUCCUGUCAAACUGCUGUUUCUAAGAUCAAGAAGGAUCAUUUGAAUUUAAAGGAAGAGUUCAACUAUUUUGGGAAAUACUCUUAUUUGCUUUUUGUUGAGAGUUAGAUGAGAAGAUUCAUACAAUUGUUUAAUAUAUAUCUUCAAUAUGAAGCUACAGCCAGCAGCUGGUUAGCUUAGCUUAGCUUAGCAUAAAGACUGAAAGCAGGGGGACACAUCUAGCAUUGUUCUGCACAAAGGUAAACAAAAAUCUGCCUAUCAGCGCCUCUAAAGCUCAUUAAUUGACGCGUUACAUCUCGUUUGUUUAAUCUGCACAAACAAUUUCCUGUUUUCCGAACUGUCAAACGUUUCCUUUAAUACUCAAGAGAUUUUGGGAAGGUUGCAGUAAAUGUAUUUGGACUUUAUUUCAUUGUAUAACAAUCAUCUCUUGAUCUUUCAUCGGUAUUCACAUAAUAGUUUCACUGUAAAAGUAAUAAUAAUAAUGGGACUGUUGUAAUGUCAUUUUCAUUGUAGAACUAAACAAAU
Molecule: messenger RNA, 2578 nt
Organism: Thunnus maccoyii (southern bluefin tuna)
Lineage: Eukaryota; Metazoa; Chordata; Actinopteri; Scombriformes; Scombridae
Gene: krt1-c5
Product: keratin, type 1, gene c5
Exons: 10
Coding region: 307-1599 (430 amino acids)
Molecular function (GO): structural molecule activity
Source: RefSeq, a predicted model, not a curated record